This is a messenger RNA of Cucumis sativus (cucumber), 2336 nucleotides long. Its product is annotated as probable protein phosphatase 2C 6. Lineage: Eukaryota; Viridiplantae; Streptophyta; Magnoliopsida; Cucurbitales; Cucurbitaceae. The transcript is spliced from 5 exons. Gene Ontology annotation, biological process: protein dephosphorylation. The coding region runs from base 538 to 2109 and encodes 523 amino acids. Gene Ontology annotation, molecular function: protein serine/threonine phosphatase activity. The record is from RefSeq and is a predicted model, not a curated record.
AAAAGAGCCAACUUUUUUGUUGAUUCUAAUCCUCAUAAGAAUCGAAUCCACUCAUCUCUUACACGACAAAUUGCACCAUUGUCACUCCAGUACAUGUGUUGCAUCGUGUCAUGUCCUGUCCUGUCCUUCCAGACAACUCUUUGACUGCCCAUUCCCGAGGUUUUAGCUGCUAACACCCACAAAGCUUAACUUCAACCACAGCCACCGUAUACGACGGCGGAACAAACCGGAAACGGCCUAAUCAACCAAUUGGUGAAAAAGUUUCAUCCCCCUUUAUUGAGUAAGAAAAGAAGAAGAGUUAAUUGUUUUUUUUAUAAAAAAUUUAAGAUCCACACACCUCGAUAACGAUGUUUCAUCAGCUUCGAAUUAUUUACCAUAUUGUCCUCUAUUUCCUCACGGAAUCCCAACACUGGCUAGCAAAAUAAUUUAAUUCCAACCCGAUAUUCAAUCGGAAGGGAAGUUGCGCCAUAACCCCCAACAAAGGGGCAGAGGAAGCUGUUUUGGCGUUGAUUUUUGUUGAUUAAGCCGAUUUUGUUGAUGGGUUCUUGUCACUCGUCUCCUAAAAGGCGGCAGAGCAGAGGUGGGGUUUAUUCUGCCGCCGCAGCGCCGGGAGAGGCUCCGACUGUUUCUACAACAGAGUCAUUUUCUUCUUCUUCUUCUUCUUCAUUUUUGUACUCGACGAAGCCGCGUUGGUGGAAGAAGAAUUCGACUAAAACUUUUGGCGUUGCGGUUUGUUCAGAGAAGGUCCAUGAAUUCGAGGUUCCGGGGAGGAUUUGUUCAAAUGGGUCAUCGAGAAUUGCUUGUUUGUAUACGCAGCAGGGGAAGAAAGGGGUUAAUCAAGACGCUAUGAUUGUGCAGGAGAAUUUCAGUUCAAAAAGAGAUACAGUAUUUUGUGGCGUAUUUGAUGGACAUGGUCCUUUUGGACACAUGGUUGCGAAAAAAGUUCGUGAUACCCUCCCUCUAAUCCUAUGUACACAAUGGACAUCUAAAUCAAAUGAAGACCAAAGCAAAACGAGACAUUCCCGAAGUUCAAAUUCUGAAGAUUCUGUUGCUCUAGAAGGAGAUGAAGAUUCUUACAAGUCAUUGGAGGGCGAAGAAAAUGAAAAAUUCCCCAAGAUGUUUUUACCACUCAAAGUAUCUCUACUGAAGUCCUUCAAAUUGAUGGAUAAAGAGUUGAAACUGCAUCAAAAAAUUGAUUGUUUUUGCAGUGGAUCUACGGCUGUGACUCUAAUAAAGCAGGGUCAAAACCUCAUACUUGGAAAUGUUGGUGACUCGAGAGCAGUGCUGGCUACAAUAGAUGAAGACAACUCUUUGAUUCCAAUUCAAUUAACGGUGGACUUGAAACCUGACCUUCCUGGUGAAGCUGCUAGGAUCCAGCAAUGCAAAGGAAGGGUCUUUGCUUUGCAGGAUGAGCCCGAGGUUGCACGAUUCUGGUUGCCAAAUAACGAUUCGCCUGGUUUGGCGAUGGCAAGAGCUUUUGGAGACUUUUGUCUGAAGGAUUUCGGUCUUAUUUCUGUUCCCGAUGUUUAUUAUCGUCACCUUACCCCAAGAGAUCAGUUUGUAAUUCUGGCCACUGACGGGGUUUGGGAUGUUCUUUCAAAUAAAGAAGCUAUCGAGAUUGUUGCGUCAGCCCCUUCUCGAGAAACAGCAGCCAGAGCUCUUGUCGACUGUGCUGUUCGUGCAUGGAGACUGAAAUAUCCCACAUCCAAGAAUGAUGAUUGCGCUGUUGUAUGCCUCUUUCUCGAGUAUGAGCCUGACGUAGAUGAAAACACGGAAACUUGUGCAAUGCCAGUGGAAGAGGUUCCGGCCACACCAAGCAACGACGCAAAAGACAUCGAAGUUGAUUUAGAUGAUUGUAGAACAACUGUUUUCGAGCAGUCAGGCACUGUACAAAGCUGUAAUGAGAUUGUACCUAUCUCCGACUCAACGGAUGAGAAGGUUGUAGCUGGAGGGCGAAACCGGUCAAAGAGAAGCUUAGCUGAGUGCAUUUCAAAUGAAGAGGAGGAAUGGUCUGCAUUGGAGGGUAUUACCAGAGUGAAUAGUUUGCUAAGCCUUCCAAGGUUCCUUUCUGGUGACAAAAGAUCAGGCAGUUGGAGGAAAUGGCUAUGAAGUUUCUCUUUUUCAAGUGUCAUUUUUAUUGUUUGUCAGUUUGGAGGCAGAAAGUUCAUAUUUCUUGUGGAUAUAAAUAUCUUCAUUUUCAAUGCUCUGAUCUUGCAAAUAAAAGAAAAUUUGUAUGUGGUAAUUAUUUCUCUUAUAUUUGGAACAAGAUAUACAUAGUAUUGUUUAUAUAAUCUCAAUUAUAUUAAGCAUCACAUAAAAGACGAUUGUAUAUCUUA